This is a messenger RNA of Cydia pomonella (codling moth), 2889 nucleotides long. RefSeq lists its product as uncharacterized. Bases 1395 to 2507 code for a protein of 370 amino acids. Lineage: Eukaryota; Metazoa; Arthropoda; Insecta; Lepidoptera; Tortricidae. The record is from RefSeq and is a predicted model, not a curated record. The transcript is spliced from 2 exons.
UUUUUAAAAUGAUUUAAAAAACUAUUUUCGUAUGUGAUGUUGUUAAUUAAAUAUUAAAUCACUUCAUUCAAGUUACCUGAACUGCUACUGCUAUAGCUUAGUUACUAAUACAAAAGCCAACAGUUACAAUGCAAUAUGUGAACUCCAAUUCGCUGUCAUAAGACACUAAGCAUAUUUCCGAUCUUUUUCCCCUAUCAAACACAUUAUCCGGAGUUCACGUGAACUCAACUCAAAAUCAUAACAAUGAUAUAAAUCCAAUUGUUAUACAUUCGCACGCAUAUUUGUCCAAACUGAUAAAAAACAUUUGUGUGGCAACCGCUGUUGAGCGUUAUUGUCUAGAUAUUGGUCAAUAUUAUCCAAUCAUUUACACUUGUACUUAAGCACCGCAUAAAACCAAACAGUACAGGUAGAUAUGUUAAUAUCACUGAUAGAGAAAGUUAACUUUCCUCGAUUAAUGAGGGUAGAAAGCUUUUGUUUAAAGUGUCUUAAUGUCGUAACAAGGUUUCUGCAAUUAAAAUUUAUUUUAAUGAUUCUCUGUUAAAUGUGUCAGCUUAAAUGAUUUAUGAAAAGAAAACCCUAUAUUUUAAUAAUCAAAUCUGUUUUGUAGUUUUUGAGUUUACCUCGAAUAUACAGGGUGGCCAAAUGAGAGUGAUACACUUUAUUUUUAAAUUUUAAUUAAGUAUAUUAAGUGCAAAAAAUACUAAAUAUUUUUUCAUAAAUAUAGUAUUAAAUUAUAUUAAGUGCAAAAUUUAUUACAUAUUUUUCAUAACUAUAUUAUUCAGGGUUGGCACGUGUUUGCAGAAGAUAAUUUCAGCAAACAAUUUUUUUCUCAAAUGUUUGUGUUGUUUAAAGCUCGUUGUUUGCUCGAUUAAUUUCGAGAAAAAUUUGCAAUCAGUGAUUGGCAGCCAAAUUCCCCAAAUUUUGCAACUCCCGACUUAUUUGUGUGAUGAACACAGAUAUAUGUUCCUGAGUCAUGAGUGUUUUCUAUGUAUAUAAGUAUCUAAAAUUACGUGUAUGCUAACAAGCCGAUUAAAUUUAAACAGUUAAAACCAAAUAUUCGACACAAAUUUACUAAGAUAACGCCAAAAUGAGCUAAAUAUGCUGAAAAUUGCGAUGAUCAGGGCUUACAUUUGCCUGCUGUUGGAGGUGGACAUAAGUAAGACAUUAUGUUCCGCAUGUAAACAAUACUUAAUAAUCUUUGAACUUAAUAUAGUUAUAAAAUGAAAUGUGUACUUCCUAUUUGCCCAGCCUUUAUAUCCAAAGAGCCAGACGUGGCGGGGACCUUUGAAUAAGGUGUGGUUACAAUUAAAAUAACAGUUUAGGACAAAUGGUACUCCUCCAACCAACAAUUAACAAACAAAUAUUUACUUUCCAGAUACAAAUUCAUCUUUGCAAUGUUGACUUUCUUCUUGAAAAAUGUCGACAACGAAAAAACUUCAAACUACAAUAGCACAGUACACACUACUCCAAAAUGUCCAUUUACUAAACUAGUAGAAGAAAUAUUUAAAAUGAGAAAUCAAACUAAUCUAAGUGACAUUAAUAGUGAAGGAAAAUUAGUGCUCAACUCUAUAGCUGAUGUGACAACUGAUGUUAAAAAUUCAAAUAAAUCAGUACAAGAUGCUCUAGUAAAUGAUAUUAUCGCAUCCAUAAAUAGAAUUAAGAAUAACAUUACUCAAGGAAACGAUGAGGAGAGAAAUCUAAAUGAAGCAAUCAUAUUAAAUUUUUCUAAUCAAUUAGAAAAGGCUGAUCGAAGAAAUGAUGAAACAAGUAUAAGUGGAAUUAAAAGUGGUAUUGAAGAAAAAUUCGAUGUCAAACUAAAUACAACAAAGGACAAUAACAAAAAGAAAGCACCAGAACCCAGUUCUACCACUACAGAAAAAACAACCUAUGUCGAGAUUUUGACAAUUGAACCAAAUAAUACAAAUAUCAAUAAUACCACAUCCCUUAACAUAAUAGAAGUACUGAAACAUCUUAUGCCUAUGUUUAAUAGUACCAUGACUAAAGAACUACACAACAUAACUAUAAUAGAAAGAGAUCAUAGCAAAAAUCAUUCAUAUUCUGCUACGAAGAAUGUUUCUACCAUUGUAGUUACUUACUGUGAUAACGAAAAUUAUACAAAAGCUAAUGUAUCGUUCCAAAAUACAGAAACAGAUUUAAAAAUACCUGACAAUAGUACAGAUGAUGAUUACUUGAUUGAUGAUGAUGACGAAUAUGAUUACAAUGAUUUUGUGCCUGAAGUCAACUUAACUAAAAACGAGAAGAAAGAUAUAAUGGAAGCAGCUGAGUACGGAAUGCAGAAAAUGCACGAGUUGUAUACAGUAAUGGAACCAAAGUUAUAUUCUAUGGGCCUAUGGUUAGAGGACUCCAACCCCGCUCGGUACGUGGCCGCUUUCAACGCGCCCUCGGAAGAUGCUGCCAAGUUUUACCGCUACGGGUAUGCUUCGCUGCAAGCCGCUGCCAAGCUGAAACAGCUUACCAGGUAUGUUGGAAACUAUACAAGACUAUAACGCUACAUCAAAUGCCUCUCCGGAGAAAUCUGGGUGCGGUUGAGACAAUUUGCAUAUCGCCAAUAAUUCAAUAUUGUUUAGCUAGGAGAAUAAUAUAUACUAAGUAUACGAAAAUGUUGGUUCUAAAUUUCCUUAAUCCAACCUACUGAGUAAGUAGCAAAGAGUAACUCUUAGGGCCACUUGCACCAUCCCACUAACCCGGGGUUAACUGGUUAAACCGGUAACUCAGUGUCUAAUUGUACUGGUAACCAUGGUAACUCCAGGUUUAACCGGUUAACCUCGGGGUAGUGAUUGGUGCAAGUGGCCCUGAUUGAUUGUAGAAGAGGUAGUUGGGUUAAAAUUUAUGACAAAUUCAAAGUGUUCGUCCGAUUUGCGGUUAUCA